Paramecium tetraurelia is the source of this 762-nucleotide messenger RNA. RefSeq lists its product as uncharacterized. The record is from RefSeq and is a predicted model, not a curated record. Lineage: Eukaryota; Ciliophora; Oligohymenophorea; Peniculida; Parameciidae. The transcript has 2 exons.
AUGAAAAACUAAGUAGCAAAGAGCGUCUCUCAUUCUACCAUUCCAAAACCAGGAAAAUCCUAAACUCAUAAAACUCCUGAAAAGCAUGGAAUCCCUAGAAACGUUAAUUAUUAUAGCCAUUUUUUAGCAGAACCAUACAUCACAGAAAAAGAUAUUGAGUUUGUGCUUCAGUUAAGAAACAUGGAUAAUGCAGAAAUGACAUCAAAGUUAGCUCGGAUUCCUAAUCAAGUUUUUUCAAGAGGAGAUCAAAAAAUUGAGUCUUAAAAAGAAAGACAUCUUUCCAGAGAUGUCAAUUACACAGGAAAUUCUUCUUCGAUUUUACAUUUGGUGAAGGGUAGAAUAGGACCUACUCCCCACAUAAGUCAAGCAGAAUUUGAAACUGGUCUUAGGUCCUAUGCUAAAACUGAUAAAAGUCUUGUUGAAAAAGAACGCAAUUGGACUACUGUGCCGAAAACCAAAAGGAAAGAUUUUUUUCCUGAAUUUUUGCCUAAUUAUAAGGAAGAAGUAUAAAAAAGGAAGUCUCUUAGCAUUAGUGGAAAUAAAUUAUCUAAACUAACAUAUAGUGGUAAUUGUUAAUCAUAUAAAAUAAAAGCUUUUGAUCCAGAUACUCAUUACCCUUAAUAUUCAAUGAAAUUUAAUGAGAAAAAUAUUUAGCACGUAAGACAUAUGUUUGUGCCAGGUACUAAAAUGUCCACAAUAUAAUGGCAAGAAGGUUUAAGACCUUUAGUACAGAUAAAAAGAUAGAAAAAGGACAAAAAAUGA